CAGACGUCAAAUUAAGCAGGAGAAGUUUGGAGAGCUAAAGUGGACACGGAGUCGAUGCGGAGAUGCAUUGUGAAUUAACUCUUGUUGAAUAACUCUGCAUAAGAGCAACAGCAGCAGCCACUGAGGAGCCUUUACCAUGCAGGGGUACACAUGGAGUUCAAAUCAGCGUCCUUCACAAAGGUACCAAGAUCGGUCUCCUCCACAAUACCAAGAACGACUUCCACCUCAGUACCAAGAACGGUCUCCACCUCAGUACCAAGAACGGUCUCCACCUCAGUACCAAGCACAAUUCCCACCUAAUUACCAUGCCGUCAGGAAUGAUCAACCCAGUGGGUUCCAGGUACAGCUCACCCCACAACGACAAACCACAUUACAGACAAGAUAUUCCAAUGGACAACAAGAGGCUGCAAAUCAGUGGAACGCUUGCUCAGGCAGUGCGGACUCUUCUACUUUUCAACAAAACUCAAAUGGAUAUGACUGGUUGAAACGGGCAAACCAGAUCCAUCCCCAGCACCCAUUUGCAACCGCCCACAUACAGCAGCAAUACCCAUCUGACAACCCCAACGCAUAUAGGUAUCAUGCCCAAUUCGUGCAAUGGCAUGAUUCCUCCCCACAGAACUACAGAAACACAGGCUAUAGUCAAGCUCCAAUAUAUUGGUCUCCACAGUCAGACCAUGGCAGCUCUGUGGGUGACAGCAGGGGUUGGAGUUCCCACAUUUCCAACAAUGGCAGCUCUUGUUCCAUGAACAAUCAGCAACAAUUUCAAGCUCCUAGAAUGGCAGCUCAUCGUCACCAUCAACAACAACAACAAGAGUACUCUAGACAAUAUUCAGGCCAAAAACGCAGACGCCACACACAAUCCUCUUCUCAGGCCUCCCAAAAAAUUCCUAAGAAUCAAGCUCAGAGCAGAACUGAGGCCAAUCGUACCUCAUGCAACUCUACAACACCACCUUCUGGAGCACAGAGCAAUGUUUCAUUGCCAUCCAAUAAUUUAAACCAAAGUCCUGUUGACCAUAACUGGUCGGAACUUGGGUCAAACGCUGGUCCGGACGUAUCAGCGACCCAGCCUCAGAAUAAUCAAAAUGCUGGACAUCAGUCUCAGGGCACAAACAAUGGGACAUGUAAUGUUAAUCAGACCUUUCAAACGACACAGACCAGUAAACCCCAGCUUCAGCCCCACUCUAAAACGGAUUUUAACUUGUCUUCUUAUGCUGACUCAAUAAUAUAUAGAUUACUGUGUUCAAAUGAUAAUGAACGAUCAAAUGAAAGAACUGCACAUCAGAACACUCGUCCACACCAGUCAGAGGUUUGUGCAACCAAAAGGACUGACAAUCACUCAAAGGAACCUUUUUCUGAACCAAGAGCACAGUGUACAGUUGAGCCGCCCAGCAAAAGAAUAAAGUAUGCUGUGAUUCAGAGAGACUGUUGGAACAAAGUAACAAUAGCGUCCAAAGACAAAAGUGAUUUUGGGGUGAAAUCUGCUCAAACUGGUACCCAUCAGACAAGUAGCGAUGAGAAUGGACGUAAAGGAACGAGCCAACACAACAUACAGUACAGUAUGGACCCAGCAGACUGUCUUGAAAUGGUCUUUGCACUUCAGAAAGCUGCUCAGCAAAGUCACAAGGCCAUAGCCAUCGUUCCACCCAUUUCCCAGCAGAUCUCAAACGCUGCACCGACGGCUGAUACCAGCCCAAAAAAAGCUGAAAGUCCACCAUUAAAGAUUGAUUGCGUUUGGUCACUUGCUGAAGAGUCUAAUGACCAAACAACUGAAAAUGACAAGCUGUCUGAAUCCUCCUCACAAUUGGCUCAACAGAACAACAAAAGCCUUGAAAACGCGACUGAAAGCAACAUCGCAGACCCCGAUGCAUGCUCUGCUGCUAGCCCAGUUGAAUGUCAAAAUGAUGUGCAGCAAAGUGACUGUGAUUCAAGUGAUCCUUCUUUUGACUUGUCCAGUGUGCCAGUGAUUGAGCACACACUGGAGAAACUGAUGGACUUAGCAAAGUCUUUAGAGAAGACAGAGUUAUCGGCCGGAUAUCCUGAGAAUUCUGAGAGCGUUUUAGAAAGGAUCUUGAAACUCUACUGGAAUGGGAAAGCUUCCAAUAUGUUGGAGCCUUUGAAAUCAUUUGGAGAGUUACUGCACUUAUCCAUAAUAUAUGCAAAGGACUACAGUUCUGUGGUAUUUAACAGCAUUGAAACUGAAAACCUGAAGAAGCUAGCUCAUUGCGACAUUCUCAAAAAUGAGAUGUAUUCAUCGUCAGAGGAGUUCAGGUCUUCUUGGUUAAAUGUUGAUGGACAGCCAGCUGAUAUUGAAAAGGUGAUUUCAGAGCCACUGGUGGAUGAUGCAACUGUGUUCAAGGCAACAUCACAGACUUUUUCAGAUCACACUGUUGUCGCUUCAGCUAGUUUAGGUGUGAAUUCCCUCACAGACGUGCCUGAGGUUUCAUCCAAAGAGAAAAGUGUGAAUCAACACAUGUGCAGUCCAACAGAUCUUUGCUUACAAAAGGCAGGAAAUGACAGUGAGGAAGUGACUGCGGAAAACAAUGGGCAUUCAAAUGUAGUGCUCAGAAAAGAAAGUGAGAAAGAGACAUUCAAGAAGCAAGAGGACAUCAAUCAAAACCAAAAUUUUAAUACAGAACCCUCAGACAUCUCACCUUUAGCUGAAAGGUCUACAGAGAAACUUGCAGACUUUGGCAAUGCAAAAGAAGUAUUCAGACAAGAUCACGAGCAAACACGUGAUAAUGCAUCAGAUUCACCGUCUCUGAGCCCUGAAGACAGUGUUUCAGAAGGUGUAAAAAACUCUGAGGUGUCUUUCUCUACCGAGACUCAUUGUACCUCCAUGGAUACAUGGCAGCUGGAAGAUAUUUCCGAUGAUGAAAAUCCAAUCAGUAAAGAAGCUCUGAAUAACUCCUCAGAAGCCUGGCUGGUAGAAGAUAUUUCCGAUGAUGAAAAUCCAGUCAGUAAAGAAGCUCUGAAUAACUCCUCAGAAGCCUGGCUGGUAGAAGAUAUUUCUGAUGAUGAAAAUACAGGCAGUAAGGAGGCUCUUAAUGACACCUCAGACAAUAUCAGGCUGGUAGAGGAUAUUUCUGAUGAAGAAAAUUCUGGAAAUAGGGAGGUUCUUCUUAAUUCCUCAAACAUCUGGCAGGUGGAAGACAUCUCUGCUAAUGAGAAUCCAGGCAAUAUGGACACUCCUAGUAACUCCUCAGACAUAUGUGCGGUGGAAGAUGUUUCUGCUGAUGAAAAUUCAAGCAAUGAUUCCUUGUUUAUGGGAAUCACGGUGCUAUCAUCAGAAGAUGCUAAAACAUUUUUCCAACAGUUUGAAAAGGAACCUGAAUGUAACAUCAAAACCAAAUCUCAAUCCAACUUUGAGCGCCCAGAUCUUGUAGCGUGCUUUGAUGCACACAGUCAGCCUAACCACAAGUACAACAAAGCAAAUACUUGCUCUCGCUGUGGUACAGAAAUUGCAAAAUCAAGUUCCACCAAUAUGACAAAGACAGACAGUGAUGCUGAUCUUUUUUGCCAAGAGUGUUGGGAACAGGCACCACUUUUUGAGCUAGAAGAUGAGCCAUAUGAGGCCAAACUUCCGGGCUCUGCUGCUGAAAAUUAUAGUCUGCCAUGUCUUAAGUUGGAAGUCAAUGAGCCAAAUUUGGCUUCAACAAAGGAAUGCAUUGUGUAUGAAGGACUGAAAGGACAAAAAAGUGAUUGUCUGGUAAAAUCAAAACUGGAAGAAAAUUGUAUUCCACCAUCUCUUCAAACAGAAGUCAAAGAGUCAACUGUUGCAUCAAAUGAUGAAUGCAUUGCGUAUGAAGGACUGGCAGGACAAAAGAGUGCCUUUUUGUUAAAAUCAGAACUGGGACACAAUUGUAGUCCGCCAUCUGUUGAACUAAAAGACAAGAAGCCAAAUGUUGCUCUACCAGAGACAUGCAUUGCAGAAAAAGGACUGACCGGACAAAAAAGAGACUUUAUUGUAAAAUCAGAACUGCUAGAAAACCGUAGUCGACCAUCUCUUAAACUAGAAAUCAAGGAGCCAACUGUUGCUUCAACAAAGGAAUGCAUUGCAGGACAAGGACAAAGUGACAGUAUGAUACAGUCAGAACUGAGACAAAAUUGCAAUCUGCCAUCUAUUAAACUACAAGUCGAGAUGCCACAAAUUUCUUCUCCAGAAGAAUGCAUUGCGGAUAAAGGACUGAGAAGCCCAAAAAGAAACAGUAUGGCAAAAUCAGAAAUGGGACAAAAUCAUAGUUCUCCAGCUUUUGAACUGAAAGUCAAGGAGUCAAACUUUGUUUUACCAAAGACAUGCAUUGCAGAUGAAGGACAGAUAGGGCAAAAUAGUGACUGUAUGAUAAAAUCAGAACUGGUAGAAAACCGUAGUCAACCAUCUCUUAAACUAGAAAUCAAGGAGCCAACUGUUGCUUCCAUAAAGGAAUGCAUUGCAGGACAAGGACAAAGAAGUGACAGUAUGAUACAGUCAGAACUGAGACAAAAUUGCAAUCUGCCAUCUAUUAAACUACAAGUCGAGAUGCCACAAAUUUCUUCUCCAGAAGAAUGCAUUGCGAAUGAAGGGCUGAGAAGCCCAAAAAGAAACAGUAUGGCAAAAUCAGAAAUGGGACAAAAUCAUAGUUCUCCAUCUUUUGAACUAAAAGUCAAGGAGUCAAACUUUGUUUUACCAAAGACAUGCAUUGCAGAUGAAGGACAGAUAGGGCAAAAUAGUGACUGUACGGGAGAAUCAGAACUGGGACAAAAUCGUUGCCCACAAUGUCUUAAACUAGAAGUCAAGGAGCCAACUGUUGCUUCAGCAGAGGACUGCAUUGCAGAUAAAGGACUGCCAAAAAGUGACAGUAUGGUAAUAUCAGUGACUAAGACGGUGUCUGAAAUUCAGGGGUCAGCUGAGAGGGAGCUAACCAAGAUUCAACCAAAUAAGCAGAAAAAUGAAAAAACGGAGAAAAUUAGAGUACCCAAGCUCCAAUCUAUCACGCAAUGCAGAAAACCAAAGAAAACGGCAUUUUCCAAGCAUAAGCUAAAAUCUGGUAGCACUAGUACUGGUUCUGAUGAUUCUGUGCUUUUCGCUCCAGAUAUUGUGGUUAAAAUGAACCGGCCACAAAAGAAAAAACUACUUGGCAUGUCUGCAAAUAAACGCCGUAGUGGUGAGAGUCAGAACUGCAGUAAGGUGAAAAAAUUCAAAGAACACGGGCAACAAAGACGAGAUAAUCCUAACAAAAUCUCAAACCAUAGAGAAAACCUAGAGAAAGUGUCUGGUCAGUCAGAUGACACACCAUCCCAGGGAUCAGAAAUGAAGCCAGAGCUGCAUAGCAUUCUGUCCGUGAAUAAAAUAAAAAGAACUGAGCCAAAGAAAGUGAGAUUUGACUUAUAUGGGUCCAAAACAGAAAAACAGUACUAUGCCCCAGAACGGCGUUAUUCAGCUCCUGCUACCUUAACUGUCUCUGAUUGCAAAGACUAUACCGAUGAGCUUUCUGCUAAACAAAAAGUUCUCAACCAGUGGAGUAGCACCUUUAUACCUAAAACAAAGAAGACUCGUUCUCCCAGGUCAAUACAGGAGGGAUCACCACAGAAGAAAAAACCACAGAAACCUCAGGACCUCUUAAAGUCAAAUAUGAGUGCAUUAAAAAGCCAUUUGACUCACAGAGCCAAGCUAUUAUCUAGUAGUGACAGAGAGAGAAGUCACUUUAGAAAACCAUUUUUUCAUCAAAAGCUUAGGAAAACACUAAGCAGCUAACCUGUCGAAGUUGCUUAAUUACUGUUUUUGUUAUGUUUACUUAAAUAUGUUUACACAUAUUAGCCGUAGCUGUAAUGUGUAAUGACAGCUUUCUGUUGAUGAGUGAAAACAUGAUGAAUGUUGAAUGAUUUAUUAUUAUUAUUAUUAUUGAGAGCUAAAUAAAGUUUAUUUUUCUAGAGCUUUAUUGUUUGUAAUACGCUACACUGUAUGUGACUGAAUCAUGUCUUUGAUUGCAGUCAUUUUGGAAUGUUAUUUUGUAAGUAUAGUUUUAAUAUUUUUUUUUUUACUAUACUUCUGAAUGUUGUUGCAUUAACUUUUUUUUAUAUUGUAUUUACAAAUACAUGACUGGAAAGUUUACUGGUGAGGCCGUCACUUAAUACAUUUUGUAAAUAACUUGUUCUGUUUGUUUCAAGCUUCUUUGGUUAUGCUGCAGAAACUUUCAUGUCUUAAAACGUGCACCACAAGUUCAAGUCACUCAUACUUUAAUCACUUUAUCAUACAAUUAUAAUGUGUAAGAUUAUUACACUUAAUAAUUAAUUUUUUUUUUUUUUAAAUUUACGGUACAGAUUGGUGUCGAAAAAUGAUGCAGAAAAUGUGGUUUUAUAGUGGUGUAACAGAAAUACAAAAAAGAUCAAUAGAAAAACAGCUAUUUU
Molecule: messenger RNA, 6384 nt
Organism: Onychostoma macrolepis
Lineage: Eukaryota; Metazoa; Chordata; Actinopteri; Cypriniformes; Cyprinidae
Exons: 3
Coding region: 137-5731 (1864 amino acids)
Source: RefSeq, a predicted model, not a curated record